Molecule: messenger RNA, 578 nt
Organism: Dermacentor silvarum
Lineage: Eukaryota; Metazoa; Arthropoda; Arachnida; Ixodida; Ixodidae
Exons: 3
Coding region: 76-492 (138 amino acids)
Source: RefSeq, a predicted model, not a curated record
CAUCUGCGGACGCACAACCCGAAACCGAAAAGCAGGCGGCGUCGCGCGUCAAGUGGAGCCUCUGCUUCUGGUUUCAUGGUCCUCGGGGCACUUCUAACCAAGGGUCAUGCAUCCGUGGCGUUGGAUGGUUUCCAGAAUCAGGGGCGCUACUUAGCGGACUCCAUUCCAGGGGUCUUGCACAGACCGAUAAACCUGUGGCGGUUGUUGCACGAGUUCCCGCGGUACUGCGUGGCCGUGUACGACGUCGAGCGGGACGACUUCGAGCACAUCUGUCCGAGGGAGAGCGCGCCCCUAUUGCGGGUCGUCAGGAAGCUGGUCACGGCCACGGGCGCAGUCCUCGGUCGAGUGACCACGCCAUCACCGCUCGGACCCUGGCCCUCCUCAAUGCGCAUAAAGAGUCAGGCGUGGGGACCUGAGCGAUGUGUCGGCGGGUGUAGUGGCGUGGAGGAUAGCGGUGGCGGGGGCGGCAGCCCGAAUACACCGCGAAGAUGAAAGAAAGGCGAACUUUGAUUCGACGUCGACAGGGGCCUCGAGCUUCAGGAACUGCGCCCUUAACAGCGACAAUAAAAGAACUUAGC